Molecule: messenger RNA, 2730 nt
Organism: Strigops habroptila (Kakapo)
Lineage: Eukaryota; Metazoa; Chordata; Aves; Psittaciformes; Psittacidae
Gene: MKS1
Product: MKS transition zone complex subunit 1
Exons: 17
Coding region: 3-1814 (603 amino acids)
Biological process (GO): cilium assembly
Cellular component (GO): MKS complex
Source: RefSeq, a predicted model, not a curated record
CCAUGGCGAGGCGGCGGCCCCAGGCCAUGGCGGCGGUGUCGAGCGGCGCCGGCGGGGCCGUGUACCGGUCCCGCGACCCCGUGCGCAACCUGCGCCUCCGGGUCCGCCUCCAGCGGGGCACCUCGUCCGGGCCGCUCCUGCCGCAGGCGCCGCCGCUGCUCACAGGCCCCGCGCUCCCGGGCCUGUCCGACCGCGCCGGGACCGGUGCGCGGCGGCCCCCGGAGGAGGAGGAGGAGGAGGCCGAGGUGGGGUGGCAGGAGAAGCUCUUCAGCCAGUUUGAGGUGGAUCUGUACCAGAAUGAGUCGGCCUGCCAGACACCCCUGGACCGGCAGUACCGGGAGGAGAUCCUCAAACUGGAGAAGGCUGGAGGCCGGAAGAACUGUCGCAUCUUCACCUACACGGACCACGACCGAUUCACCAACCUGGAGGAGCACUGCCAGAAGGUAACUGACUCAGAUCAUGAGGUGCCAUCAUAUCUGGCAGAGAGGAUGGCCAAUGUGAGGAGGAGAAGACAAGACUGUAGGCCAACAGAAGCAAGUUCUCUGAAGUCGAAAAUCAUCACCUGGGAACCCUCAGAAGAAUUUAUAAAGAACAACCAUGUGAUUAACACUCCUGUCCAGACCAUGUACAUCAUGGGGGACUUGGGACCUUAUGGGAAAUCGUGUUUCCUGAUGUCUUCCAUCAGGCUUGGUCGCAGGGAGUAUGAACAUGUUCUUUGCACAAUCAAGGUGGACGACAAUGGGGUGAUCACAGUGAAGCCGGACUUUACUGACACCAAAGGAGCCUACCAGAUUGAGGUGGAUGGAGAGAAGCGAGAGGUGUGGAAAUACACCAUUGAGAACGCAUCUGUCCAAAUGAAACCAGAGGAGGAGGAACGUGAGCAGCGUGUGUUCAGAGAUCUGUACGGGCGGUACAAGGAAUACCUCAGUGGCCUUGUAGGCUCAGAGUUUGAAAUGACUCUUCCUGGUACACUGCGGCUGUUUGUGAAUGGAGAAAUAGUUUCAGCUCAAGGCUAUGAGUAUGACAACCUCUAUGUUCAUUUCUUUGUGGAGCUGCCAAACCAGUGGUCGAGCCCAGCGUUCCAGCAGCUAUCAGGAGUGACGCAGACCUGUGCCACCAAGGCAUUGGGCUGGGAGAACGUGGCAUACUUCAGCUACCUCUUCACUUUGGAGAUGUUUUUCACCCAAGGAGUUGAAUCACAAGAUAGUCUCCCUCAGUGGCCUGUUCUCUACUUUGAGGUGCUGUCCCUGGAUUUCUGGCAGAGAUACCGUGUUGAAGGGUAUGGUUCUUUGGUGCUGCCAGCAUCUCCAGGUCUCCAUAACCUCACCAUCCCUACCUGGCGCCCUGUGGAGCUGGGAACAGUUGCUGAGCUGAGGAGAUUUUUCAUCGGUGGAUCUCCUGAGCUGGAGGACAUAACCUACGUCAGGACACCAUCAACCUUCAAGGGUGAGCGUCUGAGCCGCUUUGGUUUUCGCACGGAGACAACAGGGAGCGUCACAUUCCGGCUUUACUGCCUGCAGCAGUCUAAAGCCUUUCUGGAAACCAGUGCCAUGAGGCAGCGCAUGCAGAGUGUCCUGGACCGGCUUGGAGGCUUCAGCCAGCAGGGCUCUGUCUACAGUGUUUUGGGUAGGGCUUUCAGUGUCAUUCUCCCUGGCGAGCCUUUGGCUCACAUUUACCCCAUUUUUACAGAGAGGGCAGGAUAUUUCAGGAGAAUCUGUUGCUGUGAGGAUAGUUGGUCCCUGAAUCAUGAGCUCUCUGAGUCCAUAACAGAGAUUAAAUGUUUUGAUCUGAGCUGGAAGCUUCAGGAGGCAUGAGGGAUAACCACUCCGUGAGGACAAAGCCUAGGCUGGGCCCAGUCUUGCUGGGCACUGAGCGUAGCUUGUGGUGUGGAUGCACAGGCUCUGCCUCCGAUUCCAUUAUGCACAGAGCAAAGACAGUGCUAGAAAUAAAUGAAGAGAGCUGCAAGGGCCAGGUGCUUUUUGGUGGCACCUAGAAAUAGGAAGUGAGACUCCAGGGCCGGGAGAGAUGAUGUUCAUAGAUGGUCAUCCUGCCCCUUCCCUGGGGCUGUCUGAUGCAUUCUGGCUUGCUGUCACCUGCUGUGUUAUAGAGGCUUUCCAGAGAGCACGACGCCGGAUGCAGGAAGCACGCGAGAGCCUUCCUCAGGACCUCAUCAGCGCCUCUGCCUCCGCUGUGCACCAGUCGCAGGAACCUUGAUCAACCACCUCUGCUGCCUGCGAGCAUUUAACAUCUCUCCAACACAAGCUCCCAUUGUUCAGCAGGAGUCACAGUGCUGGUGCUGGGAAGCUUUUGAAGCCCUUCCUUUGUCGUUUUCCCUGGAUGAGGGUAGGAGUCUGUAGCACAUCCUGAAUCUAUGCAUUUCCACAGGUAGCUGUGGAAUGAGCUCCAUUUUAUCAAGGCAUUUUGUUCCCAGGCCCUAACAAUACAGCCAAUUGUUCACUUUUCUACUGAGCAGACUAAAAUAAUGGCAUGGGACCUGUGAAGCCUUGAACACCUUUUCAGGAAUUGAAUAGUAAAUGAUUAGAAAAGAAUCAAGUCUGCAUGAUGUGGUAUGUUUAUUUUUCUUCUUAAAGAAGAGGGUGCUGUUGAAGGUCGGGGUGCAAAUGCUGUUUGAGAUUUAAUGAAAUGAGGAGAGAAUGUCAGGAGAAGUUCUGAUAAUUGUUGUCAGUAUUUGUAGCUAUAUAUCAGUCAAUAGUAAAAUGAAUGUGUCCA